Messenger RNA from Aspergillus chevalieri, 303 nucleotides. RefSeq lists its product as uncharacterized. Lineage: Eukaryota; Fungi; Ascomycota; Eurotiomycetes; Eurotiales; Aspergillaceae. The coding region runs from base 1 to 303 and encodes 100 amino acids. The transcript has a single exon. The record is from RefSeq and is a predicted model, not a curated record.
AUGGACGCCUUGGCACAUCAAAGUGUUCGAAUAACGAAAUUCGAGGCGCUGCCGGAUGAUGCAAAAACAGGCAACCUUCUUAUGGUCAUGUACUCAGCCCUCUUCCGACGUGGAAAGAAAGGGGAAAUGGACAUUCAAAUCCAGAAGGCUGUCAUUCUGGUCCAUGUGACUGUUGACGAAAAUACUAAUAGCAACAGCACUCCACCGAAUACUCGUGAGAGGGAGGACAUUAAGGAAGAAGCUUUGCACAAGUUGAUUGAAGGAAAGAAAAAGAAUAUCGUUUGGGGAAUCAAAAUCAUAUAA